GGUCUUUUCUGGUGUUAAUGAAACACCCCCUUUCCGCAAAUGCUCUUUGCUAGAAGCCUCCUUGGCGUCCGAAGCACCCAAUAUUCUGCACAUACCCUCCUGUUUGCUGAAAUCAUUUUCUUUCGCAGGAGCAAAUCAUUUCCGAGGGAGCAUUUGUGUGCCAGGCAGAGGCACAACUCGGAGUUGUUGCUGAAUUCAGCGAGCUCAGUCAUUUGAAUAGAUGCUUUGCAGUGGGACACAAUGGUCAGCAUUGAGAAGAAACAUUGAUAAUCACGGAAGAGCAAUUUGAAUGAAAUUACACUUGACAAGCAAUCUCGAGGCUAAAUCGAGGGGAGUGAGAGAAUAAGAGCCAAGCUCUGAGGACUUGCCCAAGACAGAAGACUUUUUCUCUCUCUCUCUCUUUCUCCCCCGCCUUCCAAAGCUUCUAAUUGAAGCUUUUGUUUGAUUUUGUGCAUCCUCUAGGAUUGACGACAGCCAGCAAUGGAAGAGAAUAUGGAAGAAGGACAAACCCAGAAAGGAUGCUUCGAGUGCUGCAUCAAGUGUCUGGGAGGCAUUCCCUAUGCCUCUCUGAUUGCAACCAUCCUUCUCUACGCUGGGGUGGCACUGUUCUGUGGCUGUGGCCAUGAAGCUCUCUCUGGAACAGUCACAAUUCUGCAGAAUAACUUUGAGGUGGUAAGAGGUGCUGGAGACACCCUGGAUGUUUUCACCAUGAUUGACAUCUUCAAAUAUGUCAUCUACGGGGUGGCAGCUGCCUUCUUUGUCUAUGGCAUUCUCCUGAUGGUGGAAGGAUUUUUCACAACUGGAGCCAUCAAGGAUCUCUAUGGAGACUUCAAAAUCACCACCUGUGGCCGAUGUGUCAGUGGCUGGUUCAUCAUGCUGACCUAUAUCUUCAUGCUGGCGUGGUUGGGAGUGACAGCCUUCACCUCGCUGCCCGUCUUCAUGUACUUCAACAUCUGGACACUCUGCCAGAACAUCACCAUUGUGGAUUCCACUGAACUCUGCUUUGAUCUUCGUCAGUUUGGUAUUGUGCCUAUUCUUGAGCAAAAGACGGUCUGCACCUUGAAUGAGAACUUCAGCAAGUUGUGCCAAUCCAAUGAUCUGAACAUGACAUUCCAUUUGUUUAUCGUGGCCCUCGCUGGUGCAGGAGCUGCCGUCAUUGCUAUGGUUCACUACUUAAUGGUGCUGUCCGCUAAUUGGGCCUAUGUGAAGGAUGCCUGCAGGAUGCAAAAGUAUGAGGACAUCAAAUCAAAGGAGGAGCAGGAAUUGCAUGACAUUCACUCCACCCGCUCAAAAGAGCGGCUAAAUGCCUACACAUAAAGAGCCCCUGCCCCCUCGCUCACACCAGUUACUGCUUUUGUGUCUGACUAAAGCUAAACAAUUGACUCACAGCCCUUGUUACUGGUUCAGUAAGUUCCUAUGCGACUCAACUAUGUGUUUCUUUUUUUAAAAAAAAGCAGCGAUCAAAACUGCAAAAGCCAUGUUGUUUGAUAAAGGGUCAGCCCUCACCUCUCUCACACGCAUUUGAGGUUUUCAUGCAAACGGAUUUUGAAAGCUUCUUGCUCUAACUGUUUUCUUUUAGGAAGACUUUGGUAUUUGUAAUUUUUCUUUUAACACUCCAAAUUCAAGGAGAGAGAUCUCUGUUGAAAAUAUCACUGUACACGCAUUUCACAUCAGUACUUAUUUUAAUGGAGAUGAUUGCCCAUUUAUUGCAAAUGGGUUGCCAGUUAGGUUAAGGAAAGUAACUUGAUACCAGCAUGAUGUUAUUCAUCAUCUGUAGUUAUUUCCAGUUUAUAUUUUUCCAAGAUGAUCUUCCAAAACAAGAUAUUUCUCGGAUAUACCUGCAUUGAUAAAUUUCUGGAUCUAAUAAUCAUGUUCAUACUGAUUCUUUUUUGUAUAUUAUCUAAUUAUAGAUAGGUUCAUUGAUCAAACAGUUCAAUAUUAAUCCUUAGUCCCUGGGAUUAUUUUAAUUUGCUUUAUUGAUAAUUAGUGACUCUCAGUGCAUGAUCAAAAUCCAUUAUAAAAGACAUAUUGCGACGGGUACAGUUCCUUUUCAAGGCUGGCAUUUCACGGGAUUAUUGGAAAACCCUUUACUCCAGUCCUUUCCUCAUCUCCUUUUCUGGUGCAUUGGUUCACUUCCUGCUCCUGAAAUAGAAAAUUUCAACACCUGGGAAAGGAUAAAUAAAAGUCAAAAGGGUGUCCACACCACACCAGAAAUAUUAAUCUGCCUGUUCUCUUUUUGGGCAAUUAAGUACUUCCAACCAGGACACUGUAAUUAAAUCAGAAUGUGGACAACUGAUGAGGACACCAAAUAAAUGAGGGGAGCAAAUGCAUGAGAUUCACACCCCAAGUUCAAAUGGCAACAUAUAUAGAGUCCUUGUCAUGGGGAUCAAUCCAUUCUUUUAUUAUUGGAUUUAUCCCAAUGACAAAUUCCCAUUUCUGAUGAUGUAGGAUUCUGGGAGAUUUCUGCCCAUGACCCCUUGAAAGCAGGCCUUGGGCUUUUUUUUUGUGAUGGAUGAAAGUUUUGGGAAACAUGCAUGGAGCAUCAAGAACUGAAAAGAUGCACCUGGGAACUUGAGUGUUUAGCUGACUCUAAGAAAGCAAGUGCAACUCGUUUCAUAGGAGCUUACUACUAUAGGACACACUCGCACAUUCCGUUUGUUUAUAACUUUUUAACUAACUCUGCGAGGACCUUCCUCAAGCACUUCACACAAAAUGGUGGGGUUGGGGGCAGGACAUAACACUUUGGGUCUUUUACCUUUCAUUUCAGUUCUGACAACAAAUAUCAGCAUCGGAUCAAACAGCCAAGCUUUUGAGAGUUUAAUCAAAUGGUCUCCACCAAGUGAAAGCAGUUUCACAUGCAAAAUAUGUAAGAGGAGAAACUCAACUUUAGUUGCCAUCACUAAAUACGUAAAGCUGAGCUGACAGCUGGUACUCUUGCACAUUAAACGCAAGUGACUGAAGUCGAAUUUCUCCCCUUGUCACGUUUGGGGAAACAGCACAAAAUCUUUUGCCGUGAACAUAUUCAAGCCACAAAUGGCAAAUGUUGGUGUUAAAUAUUUAGACGAGGGAGAAAUGGAAAAAAAAAGCUACCUGUGAAAUUUGUACUGUGAGAGUCAUUGAGAGCGUUCUAUCAAUACUGAACCAAAAUGGGUGUGUUGAAUUUUAUUCUGUAUUGCCUAUUGAUACUGCUGUCUGUACGCAGUAUGGUGUCUCCCUGAACCCCGUAGCCUGAACAAAAUCUCCAUUGAUGUUCUUUGGAUGUAAAAUCCUGGUCUGUUUUUCUUUUGGUCCAGCUCUUGGACCUAUUGUGGACUAUGGUGAGCUAUUUCCUGAUGUAAGUGCAUUUCUAAUGAAGUUAAGGGAAUUGAGAUCUGCUUUAUACUGUAACAGUCACGCAACAUUUGGUAAUUUCUAAGCGUUUUAUGUAUUAGAUAAGAACUUUGACGUAGCUGUUAAUCGCGGCAUGAUUAUACUCUAGGUAUGGGGAUAGCUUCUUGAGAGUUGAUAGCGUUUAUUUUAGCAUUAGGCUGUCUUACUGUAUUGUGUGCAGUAUCAUGGUGCUUAUGCUAGCAGUAUUAUGCUGCGACUCUCAUAGUAUAUUCUAAUGUAGUGUUUGAUUAUUUUUGUGUGAUAUCUAUAGGUUGUGUCGAUUUAAUCAAUGUCCUUUUAUUCGGAUAUGAUGUCUUGUAUUCAGUAAUAAUGCUAUUGGCUUUCUGGUACUAGUCUUUGUAUUUUCACAAAGAAUGCUUCGUAGCAGGCUGUAUAAUUAAUCUGUUUUUGUACAUGAAUGUGCCAACAGCUUGACAGUGGCUUUUUUUCUUUUGACUGUAGGAAGAAAAUGCUUGCAAUUUAAUAAAUAAAAAAAUAAAUUUGUGUACUUGUUCCUUU
Pristis pectinata (smalltooth sawfish) is the source of this 3888-nucleotide messenger RNA. Its product is annotated as proteolipid protein DM beta. The transcript has 7 exons. Gene Ontology annotation, cellular component: neuronal cell body; axonal growth cone; filopodium. The record is from RefSeq and is a predicted model, not a curated record. Gene Ontology annotation, biological process: neuron projection development. Bases 481 to 1317 code for a protein of 278 amino acids. Lineage: Eukaryota; Metazoa; Chordata; Chondrichthyes; Rhinopristiformes; Pristidae.